AUGUACUCUCAAACGUCAACUUUCAACGUCUUAUGCAUCACCGAGCAUUGGCUCUCGUGUGACGGAAUGGACGGUUGGGAGCUUGCUCAUUACUACUCCAGACCAAUCUCCAGCGGAGGAGGUACCAUGAUACUCGUGAGAAGAGGAUCGAAUGUCAUGGACGAAUUCGACCGAGUCCACAAUAUUUGCAACCAGUCCCUGGAGACUCACUGUACUAUUGUAACAUCUUUUUCUGAUCACGACGCACAGGUGUUCUGUACUGGUCCCCGUCAGAAGAGAGCUGAACCGACUCUUAGAAAAGUCCGACCCCUCACCUUAGAGGGAUACAACUUGAUCCACAGAUUGCUAUCGGAUCAGUCGUGGGAUUUCGUCGACGAGGAUGGGCUGGACGUCGAUGAAUGUUUCCGUAGAUUUCACCAAAUUGUCGUUGACAGUUUUCUUGAAUCAUUUCCUGAGAAGACUGUUAAGGUUUCGAGUCCAGUUAUGAGGCGCGGCUGGUUCACUCAAGAACUCCGAGACAUGAGAGAAAACCUCAUCCUAUUAACAGCCAUGUACGAACGAUAUCGAUCUAGUGAUCUGAUCGCAGCUAGAAACCAGCUCCGAGCUAGGUAUAGGAAAGCCAUAAAAACCGCAAAAACCAAUUAUUUCGAUAAAAUUAUAAAUAAAUCUGUUCUGGAAAACGUGCCUCCGUCGAGGACGCCUUUCCAUGAUUCAUUUUUGAAAGAAAUCCCACCAAGAACGCACUUCAGCUUCAAAGAGGUCGGCCAUAACAUCGUGAGAGAUAUUGUGGCGAAUAUGAGGAACAGCAGGUGCCUCACAUCUGGCACUUUCCCCGCCUGUUUGAAGAUCUCCAAAGUCAUACCAGUCCACAAAAAAGGCGACAAAUAUGAUCUAAAUAAUUAUCGCCCGAUUUCCUUAGUGCCGAUAUUUUCUAAGAUUCUAGAAAAGGUUGUAUCGAAUCAGAUCGUUGAAUUUCUUGAGGAAAAUUGUUUAUUGACAUCAUGCCAGUACGGGUUCAGGAAGGGCAAAAGCACCACUGAUGCCAUACUGCGGCUCAUAAGGGGCGCUAUGGACUGCUUCGAAAAUAAAAAAUAUUAUCAGGCGUCAUUCAUCGACUUAACGAAGGCCUUCGACUGCGUCACUUGUGACAGGCUCCUGUACAAGUUAAAAAGAUACGGUUUCGAUGAGGCGGCUCUGAGCCUGGUCCGGUCAUUCCUUAGUGUAAGAUCACAGGUUGUGUCGGUUGGGGGUGAGUUGUCUGGUGUGGAACCCAUCGAGACUGGGGUGGUCCAGGGUUCGACGCUGGGACCUAUCCUUUUUAUCAUCGAUGUAAACGACUUCCCUGACUUUAUGACUGAUGCCGAACCGAUUAUAUUCGUUGAUGAUACCACCCUUACAAACGAAUCCUCGGACUUACAUUCCCUUGAGGAUUUGUCUAAAGCUGCACUGUCGAGGGCAUCGGAUUGGUUUGCAUCAAACGGCCUCUGUGUGAAUGAGGGAAAGACGCAGGAACUCGUUUUCAGCCUGAGAGAUAUGAGUAGCCUGCCCACAGCGAACGGUACGGCUCUCUCAAUCGAAAAGUCUUUCGAUCGAAAGUUUAUUCAAUAG
Messenger RNA from Coccinella septempunctata (seven-spotted ladybird), 1608 nucleotides. RefSeq lists its product as uncharacterized. The coding region runs from base 1 to 1608 and encodes 535 amino acids. The record is from RefSeq and is a predicted model, not a curated record. NCBI's taxonomy places the organism in Eukaryota, Metazoa, Arthropoda, Insecta, Coleoptera, Coccinellidae. The transcript is spliced from 4 exons.